GGCCCGCGUCGCCUCGGGGUGGCUCGCCGCGGGCCGCUACCACUCCGUCGCCCUGGGCGCGGAGGGCCGCGCCGUCGCGUUCGGGCUGAACGCGACGGGGGAGGCGUCCAUGCCUGCCUGCUCGGGGUUCGUGGCGGCCGCGGCUGGCGCCCAGCACACGGUGCUGCUCCAGGGGAGCGGGGGCGCCUGUGCUCUGGGGCAGAACUUCUGCGGGCAGUGCGACGUCCCUGCGCUGCCCCGCGGCGAGCGGUACGUCGCCGUGGCGGCCGGGCACUUCCACACCGCUCUGCUCAGGAGCGACGGCCAGGUCGUGGCGUUUGGGAGCAACGAGCACCACCAGUGCGACCUGCCCGCCCUGCCAUUCGGCUCCCGCUGCCUGGCCCUCGCCGCCGGCGGCCGCCACACGCUGCUCCUGUGCGGCCGCGGGGGCGUGCACAGCGCCGGCGCCAGCGACCGUGGCCAGCGCGAGGUGCCGCGGCUGCCGGCCGGCGUCCGCGUCGUGGCCGUCGCUGCCGGGGAGGAGCACAGCGUCUUCCUGCGCAGCGACGGGCGCGCCUCCGCCGCGGGCUCUCCGGCGGACGGCCGGUGCGUCGUGCCGGGCCUCCCGCUGGGGCUGCGCUACGUGGCCGCCGCAGCCGGCAGGUGCCACACCGUCCUGCUGAGGAGCUGCGGCCAGGCCGUGGCCUUCGGCGGCAACUCCCACGGCCAGUGCGACGUGCCGGCGCUGCCGCAGGGCCUGCGCUACGUGGCCGUGGCAGCGGGCCACGACCACACGAUCCUGCUGCGCAGCGACGGGCGUCUGGUGGCCUGCGGGGCUGGUAGCGAGGGCCAGUGCCGGGUGCCCUCGUUGCCUCCCGCGAGCUUUCGAUUUGACGCCCUGGAUGCGUACGAGAAGGACGCGGCGGCGGAUUCGAGGCACCAAAGCCACGGCGCCGCAGCAACCACCGACGGGCACCCCGUGGAAGCCGAAGGCCGCGCGGUUGACCGAUUUGCAGGCAGCGACGGCGGCUGUGGCGCAGCCACCGCUGGGGGUCUCCCCGCAGAUGUCGACGCCCGCGCUUGCAGACCACAUGUGAAUAUCGACGACGGCAGUGCUGCAGCCGCUACUGGUGACCUUCCUGAGGACACAGGUGGCCUCGCCUUCGAGCCCGUGAUAGACGACAGCGACGACGAUGAUUGUCCCGCAGCCGCACCUGUUGACCUGCCGGAGGAUACAGGCGGCCUCGCUUUCCAGCCCGUGAUAGACGACAGCGGCGACGAUGACUGUGCCACUGGUGGCCUUCCUGAGGACCCAAGUGGCCUCGCCUUCCAGCCCGUGAUAGAUGAUAGCGACGAUGAUGACUGUGCCGGAGCCGCCGCUGGUGGCCUUCCUGAGGACACCGGUGGCCUCGCUGUCAGCCCAGUGGUAGACGAUGGCGACGGUGACGCCACCGCAGGCACCGACGGCCCUGCCUUCGGCCGAGUUGUUGGUGGCGAUGACGCCUACGCUGCAGCCGCCAGAGGUGAAAUCGCUGCGGAUUCUGAGGACCUCGCUUUCAACCCCGUCAUAGAUAGCGACGAUGAUGUGGUGGCCAUGCCAUGA
Messenger RNA from Prorocentrum cordatum, 1582 nucleotides. The record is from the annotation of a GenBank genome assembly. NCBI's taxonomy places the organism in Eukaryota, Dinophyceae, Prorocentrales, Prorocentraceae.